Molecule: messenger RNA, 969 nt
Organism: Caenorhabditis elegans
Lineage: Eukaryota; Metazoa; Nematoda; Chromadorea; Rhabditida; Rhabditidae
Gene: E03H4.3
Product: N-acetylgalactosaminide beta-1,3-galactosyltransferase
Exons: 5
Coding region: 1-969 (322 amino acids)
Cellular component (GO): membrane
Molecular function (GO): glycosyltransferase activity; N-acetylgalactosaminide beta-1,3-galactosyltransferase activity
Source: RefSeq, marked reviewed
AUGAUAUUAACAUUUGAGCGUUUGGACAAGGUGGCUCUUCUUACGUUGGCGACAGUCACUGCGUUGAAUUAUCAGUUUUCCAAUUAUAACCUGACAUUUUUAAUGCCAGUAGAGCUCUACACACAUUUCCCGGCAAUUAUCCAUCAGGAACUUUUCCCGCCAACUCGGAGCAUUGACAAGUUGAUUCCAGGAAUUGAGCAUUCAGCUUCCACUCUGAGGCUACCAAACUCUGGACAAAUAUUCUGCUUUGUUGAGACUUCUGAACGUUACUAUAAUGACCGUGUUCCUUCCAUAGCAGCUACGUGGCUGCGGAGAUGUGACAACGGGCGGUUCUUCUCAAAAACUCCGCUUCCGAGCGCCAACAUGACGUAUUCCACGGUUUAUAAAAAUCUAGAAGACUCAUUUUUCGAUUUGUUUCGAAAAUCCAUAUUUGGAUUCUACUACUCUUAUAUGCACAUUUCAAACUCCUUUGAUUGGUACUUAAAGGCAGAUGAUGAUACAUAUUUUGCAAUGGAUCACUUGAGGGAGUACCUGAACACUUUAGACCCUUCGAAGCCAUUAUAUCUAGGAUACGUGAUAAAAUCUGGUCUUAAAAACGGUUACAACUCCGGUGGAGCCGGUUAUAUCCUUUCCAACGCUGCAGUGAAGAUUUUUGUGGAGAAAUUGUACCACGAUGAGUACGGGUGUCCUUAUGAUUGGGCAGAGGAUCGUGGAAUGGGAAGGUGUCUGGCAAGAGUGGGAAUCUAUCCAACUGACACCAGAGAUGACAAGGGAUUCAAUCGGUUCAUGCCGUAUAGGCCGAGUGAGCAGGCUGCAGUUGAGGCCGGGCAAUUCUCAUCUCAAAAAUUCGUCUCUCUUCACCGGUUUCCACAGGACACGAUGCUUUUACUGGAUGAGCUUCUACAUCCAGAAUUGAGGAAAAAUGAUACUAAUCCUGUAGUUGUGAAUUAUGAUUUUUUUCGAUAUUGA